Molecule: messenger RNA, 1059 nt
Organism: Tarenaya hassleriana
Lineage: Eukaryota; Viridiplantae; Streptophyta; Magnoliopsida; Brassicales; Cleomaceae
Exons: 9
Coding region: 119-868 (249 amino acids)
Source: RefSeq, a predicted model, not a curated record
CCUCCUGGCCCUGGAACCAAUUUGUUGGGGUCAAAAUUACAUUCAUCGCCGCUUUUCUCCCUUCCUCCUCCGUAAAUUCUCUCUUCCAUUUUUGUUUCUUCUGAUCAGUUUUGUCUUAAUGGAUGAUGGUACUCCCAGCAAGAUAAAGAUAUUACCGGAUCACUUUAGGGCUCCUAGUCCUGCACCUGAAGAAGCUACUCAAGAGGAUUCUCCAUCAUCUUCCCAGCCAAGGGCAGAUAUUUUGUUAAGGUCUCAUAGCCAAUCCCGGGCACGGAGAAAAUUGAAGAAAGCAGCACUCAUGUUGAAUCUUUUCACUCUUCGGCGUCUGUCUUGGAACUCGAAUGGUCAGGAGAAGGUAGAGCUAUCAGCGUCGGAAUUGGAAUCUCUUAGAUCGGAACUUGCUGAUUUAGAAGAGAGGGAAGCUUACCUAAAGGCACAGUUGGAACAUGUGGAUGAAAUAUUACGCUCUGCCCGGUUAUCUGGUUAUUUGUAUAUUCGAACAAGGUGGACUGCUCUCCCGGGCGAACCGCCUCCUAUAGACGAUACAGAAGUAGACGACUGGCUUCCUCGCUUUGUUGUCCUUCAGGGCGCCUGUCUUUUCUUCUAUCUAUUGUCAACAGAUUUGAGCCCUCAAGAUUCGACCCUUCUAGCCGAUAUUGUGGAAGUUGGUUCCUUGCCAACCUUCACAAGAGAAUUCGAUGAGAUCUAUCACUGCUUUUACAUUUUAACCCAUCAAGGCCUACGCUUCGAGUGCUCAAGCCCGUCUAAGAUACAGGUGGAGUCUUGGUUGUCACUGUUACGCCGUGAUUGCAGCACUGAAUCGGAAGAGAGGCUCUCCCAAUUGGAUGAAGCGAAAACCCCACAGUGAUUCGAAGCUUUUAGGCGAGUUUUCUGUACAGUUUCUUCCUUUUAUGUUAUAUAUAUAUAUAUAUAUAUAUUAUAUUCUUGGCAAUUGAAUAUAGAGUAUCAUCAUUUUCUUUGGUUCACUGAUAAUAACAGUUAUAACUUCAUUUGAUGUAGCUACCAAGUUUCCUUUGGUCUAAGUACCGCAUUAAUGCC